AUGAUGUCAACACAACAAGAGGAAGAGUUUUGCGCUUUUGAGAAUAAAGUGGACGAGGUGAUGAAGAUCCUCAAUUUGAUGUCAUCAGACAAUAAAGCACAAUCUGAAGUUGGUAUUGAGAAGGCAAAUCAAUUUCUUGGCGUCAAUGAAAAAGACUCGAGCAUUGAAGGUGUUGACAUUGACAAUUUUUUGGUAAAAACAAACUACGAUAAGACGAUAAUAAACAAAAAGGAAUCACCGCAGAUUGACCAAAAUACACAAGACGCUAAAAGCUUCAUGAUGGCUAUUGAGAAGGAUGCAAAUAAAAGAGCAGCAGAUAGAAAGCAGAGAGAAUCUGUGGCACAGGAAUUGAGAAAAAUGGGGAAUCAGGCAUUUCGAAAUGGAGAGUAUGAGAAGGCAGUGAGCAUGUAUACAAAAGCGCUAGAUCAAGUUCGUGAUAGUCCAAUUCUUUACAAUAAUCGAGCAUUGAGCUAUAUCCGAUUGUCUCUCUAUAAACGUGCAAUUAUCGAUUGUGAUUUUGUAAUCAAUAAGUUGGAUGAAAAGAAUUUAAGAGCAUGGCUUUAUCGCGCAAAGGCAUAUUUUCUUUUAAAUGAAAAGAGAUUGUAUGAAAAGAGCAUUCAGGAAGCUAAGAAACAUCAUCCAAAAGAAUUGAGUUAUAUUGACAAAAUUAUUGCAGAAAUUGAGCACAUUGGUGAAGGCGAUAAUGAAGUUUGCGUUAAUAUCGAUGACAUUAAUAAAUCGUAG
Messenger RNA from Chironomus riparius, 744 nucleotides. The record is from the annotation of a GenBank genome assembly. NCBI's taxonomy places the organism in Eukaryota, Metazoa, Arthropoda, Insecta, Diptera, Chironomidae.